CUUCGUUGUCAUCGUGCGAAUUCUUCCUUUGUGUGUUUCGGUUGUGACCCGUGAUGGCGCUAUAUAAAUACACCACCACUGCUAGGCCCUGUUUGCAUCGUGCGUUGCUUUGCAUAUUUCAUUGGUACUUUGGUAGACAUGGGCUCCCUCGCCGCCGCCGGCAAGCCGUCGCCGGCGCUCCGGUACCCUCCGGCUCGCCGCGACGAUGACAAUGUCGACGACUACCAUGGAGUUCUUGUGCCGGACCCCUACAGAUGGAUGGAGGAGCUGGAGUCGGAGGAGGUGAAGGAGUUCGUGGACGCGCAGGCGGCCGUGGCCGACGCGGUGCUCUCCACCUGCGACGGCCACCGCGGCCGCCUGCGCGGGCAGCUCACCGCGCUCUUCGACCACCCGCGCUUCCGCGCCCCGUUCAAGCGCGCCGGCAGCUACUUCUACCUCCACAACGCCGGCCUCCAGCCGCACAGCGCCCUCUACGUCCAGCACGGGCCGGGCGGCGAGCCGGACGUGCUGCUGGACCCCAACGCGUUCAGCGACGACGCCACGGUGUCGCUCGCCAUGUUCGGCGUCAGCCACGACGGCGAGCACCUGGCGUACGGCACCAGCGCGAGCGGCAGCGACUGGAUCACCAUCAGGGUGAUGCGCGUCCGCGACAGGCGGCGCCUGCACGACGAGAUAUCAUGGGUGAAAUUCUCGGACAUCGCGUGGACUCGCGACGGGAAGGGGUUCUUCUACUCUCGUUUUCCAGCUCCAAAGAAUGAUGGGGCGCCAUUGGAUUCUGGGAUCAAGACUAGUGUUAAUCUCAAUCACGAGGUCUAUUACCAUUUCCUUGGAACUAAUCAGUCGGAGGACGUGUUGUGCUGGGAAGACCCCGACCAUCCCAAGUACAUAUACACCACUGAAGUUUCAGAAGAUGGCAAGUAUGUGAUUCUGUCAGUCGCAGAAACCUCAGAGCCGGUAAACAAGUCGUACUACUGUGACCUGUCAGCUCUCCCUGACGGUCUGGAAGGCAUGAAGGGUGACCAUGGCAUGCUUCCUUUCGUUAAGCUUGUGGAUGAAUUUGAGGCAUACUACGCACUCAUCGCCAAUGACGAUACCCAGUUCACCUUUCUCACUAACAAGAAUGCUCCGAAGUAUAAGCUGUCAAGGGUUGAUGUCAACGAGCCACACUCUUGGAUAGAUGUUCUCCCUGAAGACGAGAAAGCGGUCCUAGAGUCAGCUUGCGCUGUCCAUGGUGACAAGCUUAUGGUGAACUACCUGUCAGACGUCAAGUAUGUCCUGCAGAUGAGGAGCUUGGUUACUGGGGAGUUGCUGCAUGACAUACCGAUUGACAUUGGCAGCGUCAAUGGGAUCUCUGGCAGACGUGACGAUUCAGAGGUGUUCAUCCACUUUGCUAGCUUCCUUACUCCCGGAAUCAUCUAUAGGUGUGAUGUCAGCAAGGAGACUCCUGAGAUGAACAUAUACAGAGAAAUCUCAGUUAGUGGCUUUGAUCGCACAGAUUUUGAAGCAAAGCAGGUGUUCUACACGAGCAUGGACGGAACCAAGAUCCCCAUGUUCAUCGUGUCGAAGAAAAACAUUGUUCUUGACGGAUCAAACCCGACUUUGCUGUACGGCUACGGCGGCUUCGGCAUGAACAUGACACCCCAUUUCAGCGUCACCCGCAUCGUCCUCAUGCGGAAUCUGGGAUUCGUGUCGUGCAUCGCCAACAUCAGAGGCGGCGGGGAGUACGGCGAGGUCUGGCACAGGGGCGGGUCGCUCGCGAACAAGCAGAACUGCUUCGAUGAUUUCAUCGCAGCCGGCGAGUUCCUCGUUUCUGCCGGCUACACGAACCCAAGCAGGCUCUGCAUCGAGGGUGCAAGCAACGGGGGCCUUCUUGUGGCUGCUUGCAUCAACCAGCGUCCUGACCUUUUUGGCUGUGCUCUGGCUCACGUCGGUGUCAUGGACAUGCUUCGAUUCCACAAGUUCACCAUAGGCCGUGCAUGGACCUGUGAUUUCGGCUGCUCGGAGAAGGAAGAGGAAUUCCACUGGCUCAUCAAGUACUCUCCCCUCCACAACGUGAGGCGGCCGUGGGAGAACGGCGGCUGCCGGAGCCAGCAGUACCCUUCCACCAUGCUGCUGACGGCGGACCACGACGACCGCGUGGUGCCGUCGCACACCCUCAAAUUCCUCGCGACGAUGCAACACGUCCUGUGCACGGGAGUCCAGGACAGCCCGCAGACGAACCCGAUCAUCGGGAGGAUCGACCGCAAGAGCGGGCAUGGAUGCGGCCGCUCCACGCAGAAAAUCAUCGACGAGGCCGUGGACAGGUACGCAUUCGCCGCAAAGAUGAUGGGGAUCUCUUGGAUCGACUGAACAAAACCUCCGACUCUGAACAGCCGGUUGCCUUAGCUUGGUCGUGAGGAAUUUAGAUAUUCAGAGAUAGGUUUGGCUAUGGUCGUCAAGGGCUUCUUCGCAACGCAGUACAUUUCCAAAAUUUCACAGGAAUCAAUUCCAAAAAUCCUCCGUUCUGAACAAAGCUCUAAAACUGCGGGUAUCUAUCUAUUGAUGUAUUUGUAACUGGUUAGGUUGCUAUAAUGAUUGGCAUGGUUGAUAUUCGAUAUGCACUCAUGCCAUCUACGUACUUCAUUACAACUAUUCUUAACUGAAACACGGCAGUAUGAGCUUUGCAUGGAUUCUAA
Messenger RNA from Oryza brachyantha (malo sina), 2675 nucleotides. RefSeq names its product prolyl endopeptidase. Gene Ontology annotation, biological process: proteolysis. The coding region runs from base 139 to 2349 and encodes 736 amino acids. Gene Ontology annotation, molecular function: serine-type endopeptidase activity; oligopeptidase activity. The transcript is spliced from 12 exons. The record is from RefSeq and is a predicted model, not a curated record. Lineage: Eukaryota; Viridiplantae; Streptophyta; Magnoliopsida; Poales; Poaceae. Gene Ontology annotation, cellular component: cytosol.